GGGACGCAGGCGAAUUCGACAUGUUGACUCCUCCAGGCCACACAAAGCACUAUAGUGCCGAAUAAAGUGGUAAUUUUCAUUCACCGACCACUAGAACCAUCAUUAAAAAGUUUUAAAAUUGGACAUUUUUGCUUUCUGUCGCUAUGCCGAAUUUCUGCGCGGCUCUGCAUUGUACCCGGAUGAGCUCGCACUCUGUGUUAGCUUUCUUCAGGUUUCCGCGGGAUCCGGAGAGAUGUAAGAAGUGGGUGGAGAACUGCAGCCGCUCGGAUCUGAAGGACAAACCACCGGAACAUCUGAACAAGUACCACAGACUGUGCGCCCGACACUUCGAGCCAGAUCUCAUCUUAAAAACCAGCCCGUUCAGGACGGUUCUGAAGGACACUGCCAUACCGACCAUCUUCGACCAUCCCAUCAAGGGCAAGAGAACCAACGAGGAGGAGGAAGAUUCCGCCCCACAGCCGAAAGUGAAAAAAGUGGACGAGACCGUGGAGAAGGAUGACGACCCCGCCAAAGAGAGCGCCAACGGUCAGGAGGCCAGCACCGAACCCGCGGUCACGGACCAGGCCAAAGAGCAGCGCGAGUACCUGCACUCUCUGUUCGACGUGGUGCUCAUGAUGGGACGUCAGAACAUCCCACUGCAGGGCCACUCGGAGAGAGAUCAGACCAGUAAGGUCUUCACUCCCAGUAACGUCCGGGCCCUGCUGGAGCACCGCGUCGGCGCCGGAGACGCCGCCCUGCGCAGGCGGUCCGAGUCCACGCCGGUCGACCCCGAGUACUGCUCGGGGGCCGAGCUGGAGCGCGUCCUGGAGCUGGUGGAGAAGUGGGCUCGGGAGGACCUGCUCAGGGAGGUGAAGGAGGCGCGCUUCUUCUCUCUGGUCGCGGAGAACGUGGUGGAGAUCGGCGAGGAGAAGCACAUCCCCGCGCUGGUCCGCUUCGUGGAUCAGGAGAACUCCCUGCGCGAGGAGUUUCUGGGGUUCCUGGCGUUCGAGGGCGACGUGGAAACCAUCGCGGAGAAGCUGUGCGCCGAGGUGGGCGAGAAGUACGGCUUGGAUAUGGCGAACUGCCGGGGCCAGGCGUACUUCUGCGCCGGCGUGUACGCCGUGAAGGUCAAAGCCGUGGCUACGAAAAUCUGCGAGACGUACCCGCUAGCGGUGCUGACGCCGAGCGCCGGGCACGCGCUGAACAUCAGCCUGGCUAACGGUUUAAACAUGACCAGCGUUCAUCUGGUCAUGUCCACGCUCGAGAAGAUCGACGCCUUCUUCAGCAAGUCGCCGUCGUUGCAGGACCAGCUGGAGAGCGCCAUCGCUAUCUAUUACCAGGGCAACGACGAGAAAGGAAACGCCCUCAAGGAGGCUAGUCGCGCCGACUGGACGGAUCAGCACGACACUUUCGAGUUAGCCAUCGACCUGGUGGAGGCGCUGCUGCUCUGUAUGGACAGUAUCCACGACAACGAGGAGCAGAAAUGGAGCGACGAAAUCGCGCACGACGCCUUCGUCAUAUCCGAAGCCCUGUCCGACUUCGAGUUGGUCAUGGCGCUGGUGGUGCUGAAGAACACGCUGUCGUUCUCCAGAGCGUUCGGGAAGAACCUGCAGGGCCAGAGCGGCGAGGUCUUCUCGGCCGCCGCCAGCCUGACCGCCGUCCUGCACUCGCUCAACGAGGUUCUGGAGAACAUCGAGGUGUACCACGAGUUCUGGUUCGAGGAGGCCGUGAACCUGGCCGCCGCCCUGGAGAUUCCCGUCAAGAUCCCGCGCCUCUUCUUCCGAAAGCAGCGCCCCGACGCGGGCGAGGAGAUCCAGGCCGAGGCCUAUUACAAAAUCCACCUGACCUUCCCCAUCGUCACCUGCGUCAUCAAGGAGCUGAGCGACCUGUUCUCCGAGAACCUCGUCAACGCCCUGAAGUCCUUCUCGCUGGUGCCCGCCAUCAUGGCGCAGCUCAAGUACAACACGGAGGAGAACACGGCCGACAUGUACAAGGACGACCUCCCCAACCCCGACACGCUCCCCACCGAGCUCAACUGCUGGAAGAUCAAGUGGAAGCACGGCACCAAGAACGUCACGCUGCCCCCCACCGUCUACGAAACGCUCCAGCUGUCCGACGUCAAGUUCUUCCCCAACGUCUGCGCCCUCCUCAAAGUCCUGUACUCCCUCCCGGUCCUGUCGCUCGACCAGAAUCGGUGCAGCGACGCCAAGAAGCGCCUGGCGGGGUACCUGCAGGACACGCCCGCCAAACACAGGAACAAGAUCCUGGCCCUGGUGAACAUUACCUCUACAGUGGGGCUGGAUUUGGACUCCAUGGUGGAGGCGUAUCAGAAGGCGUAUCCUGAUAACGACCCGGAGGCGGAGGAACCUGCUUCAUGAGCGCAGCGUAGAGUAAUUCACCUCAUCAUCAGUGUUCAUCCGUACCUAAUGAUCAGUUUAGCUUUUUUUAUUAGAUCUUUGUGUAGUUUUCAUUGUCGUCUUUCAUUAGUGUUUUAUCCUGGUCAGGGUCCGGGCGCAAUGCAGUACACCCACACCCAGACAGGACAACAAUUGUGUAAAUAUUAUUCAAAAUAAAUCAUAAACAUUUUCAUCUUUAGGUUUGUUUGCUCUGCGUCUCAUUUCUCUUCUUCACUCUUGUUCCAUUGUACUUUUUUGAUCAAUAAAGGCAUGAAAACUUGA
Messenger RNA from Trichomycterus rosablanca, 2657 nucleotides. RefSeq names its product THAP domain containing 12a (gene thap12a). The transcript is spliced from 5 exons. The record is from RefSeq and is a predicted model, not a curated record. Bases 144 to 2357 code for a protein of 737 amino acids. NCBI's taxonomy places the organism in Eukaryota, Metazoa, Chordata, Actinopteri, Siluriformes, Trichomycteridae.